This is a messenger RNA of Prorocentrum cordatum, 3792 nucleotides long. The record is from the annotation of a GenBank genome assembly. Lineage: Eukaryota; Dinophyceae; Prorocentrales; Prorocentraceae.
AGCCUAUUUGGCAAAGCGCCCCGCCUUAGGGAAAUUUGGUGGGCCAUGGCCGAGGUAGCCACUCCCGUGGGGGGGGGGCCUGUUUGCUCGACGCCUCCGCUCAUGAAGGAGAAGGUGCAACGGCCCAGCCUUACUCGCGAGGGGUCGUCGAACAGCAUGAGUGGCAGGAGAAAGCUGACACGCGAGGGGUCGACAAACAGCAUGACUGGCAGGAGCAAGCUGACGCGCGAGGGGUCGACAAACAGCUUCAGCGGCGACGGGCCCAGGAACGCCCACUGGCAGGCCCUGUGCCGGGAGGGAUCCUUCAUAGAGUCGUCUGUCAAGGAGGAGCGUUUGACCUUCGAUGGGGACGUCGAGAUGUUGUGCGAGGCAUUCUACAAGCUCAUCUCCGAUCUCGCCGGCAACCCCAGCGUGAUCAUCAUCGACGUGAUUCAGGAGACUGGGUCCCACGCCUCCGCCGCAGGCUUUCUGAAGGCCUUCCGGCGGUUGGCGCGCUUAUCACCAUGGCCCACUGCGUGCUGCAUUCGCGUUCCGCAGCUGAAGGCAAUGGAUGUGAUCGUGGCGCUGACGUGCGAUGUCGUGUUCGUAGAGGUCGACGAGCUGAAGGUGGUCAGGGGCGAACACGAGGAGGAGGAGAUCAUGAAGAUGGCGCGCCAGCACUGGCGCUUCUUCACUGGCGACUCUCCGCCUGAGGGCGGAGCGUGGAACUUCGACAGCCUCGCCAUGGGCUCCAAGAUCUCCCCCUCCAAGCUCUUGGGGGACUUCCUGCCCCACUACUGGAUGGCGAUGCGCAAUGUGGGGAUGGCGGCUCCAAUCUUCCGCGGGGCGCAGGACGAGGACGGGGCCGUUGGCUCGGUGGAGCGCCUCAAGGGAGCCUUCACCUACAUCUUCGGCCCCAAGGUCGCGGCCCUCUUCGCCGCCUGGGACGCCUCGAAGAGCAGACCAGGGGCGAGCACCGAGGUGGCUGUUGUCGCCUCGGCGCAGAUGAUGAAGAAGGAGGAGAGCGCGGCUGCGGCCAAGGCCGUCGUGGAAGCAUCCGUUGUCUGUGAGCAGGUGUCGGUCGGGGUGGCCAAGAUCACCUUCACCUCGGACGUGAUGUUCACCCCGACGGGCUUCGUCAUGAAGCAGUGCGAGGUGCUGAACCAAAAGACGAUCAAGCACGUGGACGUGGUGAUCAACGACGGCAGCUUCGCGAACUCUCAGAGCAUCUUCCCCCCGAACACCCGCAGCCACGUGGACCUGUACAAGUGGCACAGGCGCUGGGAGCAGUUCCUCCAGAGCCUCCGCACGAGGCACGUGGUGGCCACUAUGGCGGGCAAGAGCGUCUGCCCGCCCCUGAUGGAGCUCUUCUUUAGCGCCGACGUGCGCCUUUGGGCCUCGCCCCGCACACAGGUGGUGUGGUGCAGACCGCCCUUCACGUACACCCCCGGCCCCGAGGCCAUGCAGGGCGGGCUGCGGCAGCUGCCCGUCGCCGUGCUGCGCCGGCUGCUCCUGGACGGCAUCUCGACGACGGAGGCCGAGGAGUGGGGCCUCAUCAAGGUGCGCGGGGACUCGCCGCUGGCCGCCCUGCAGGAGGCGACGAAGAAGAAGCGGGACCGCCGGCGCUCCGACAUGCCCGAGUCCCAGAUCGACGCGCACGGGUGCGCCGCCGGGGACGCCCUGAAGACGGCGUCGGGAGAGGAGGGCGCGAACCCGCGCGUCUUCCGGAGGCGGAGCGCGGCCAUGCAGGAGGACCUGGGCAGCCGCGCGCUGCCGACGCGGACGUGGCAGUGGGGCGGCGGGCAGCUGCGCCUGCCCGAGGCCAGCUGGCGGCCCAGCUGUGAGAGCGGCGUGUGCAGCAUGAUCGGGUACGGGCUCGGCACGCCCGGCGAGGAGCACCGGCACGUGCAGGCCAAGACGGCCGCGAUGAUGGGCGUUCCCAAGGAGCACCCGCACUACUCCGUGCUCACAGCCCCCCACAUCAAGACGCGGUACCUGGCGGAGAUGGGCAGGGAUCUGGCGGACCCAGCCUCGGUCAACCUCGAGCGGCUGCACGAGAAGCAUCUGCACUGGGCGAAGAAGAUGCUGCACGACUCGAUCACGGCGGCGCUCGCGGACGCCGACAUCUCUGGAGCCGACGUCGGCCACGUCUCCAUCGUCAGCAGCUCUGGCUACCUUCUCCCAGGCCUGUCUGCCUACGUCGUGCAAGACCCGGACCUGGGGAUUCCACAGUGCGUGUGCCGCUGCGACAUCGUGGGCAUGGGCUGCCACGCGGGCCUCAACAGCCUGAAGUCCGCGGCCGCGUGGGCCAUCGCGAACCCGGGCUGUUAUGCGCUGGCCUGCGGCUGCGAGGUCAUGUCCGCCCAGUACGUGUGGGGCGACGUCUCCAGGAAGAACCUGAACAACGUCGUCUGCAACUCGCUUUUCGGAGAUGGGAGCUUCGCGACGGUGCUGUACUGCUCGCCGCCAGACGAGGUGGAGUCAAAGCCAGCAUACUUCGACGCUCCGCCGCAGUGGUGGACGGCGCUGUGCGACACAGCGGCUCUUCCAGAUAUGACCUACCAAGUGGAGCCAUCCGAGGGUAAGUAUCGGUUUGACCUGUCCGAGCUCGCGCCUUACCACGUCUCCCAGGGUCUCUUCACCAUGAUGCACCUGGCACUGUAUGCGGACAUCCCCGUGCACUACGCCGACCACGUGCUGACGCACACCGGCGGACAGACGAUCCUGGACAACGUCACCACGGCCCUGGGGCUCGAGGGCAGGCCCGAGGACACCCUCCCGUACACUGUGGGGGCCCUCCGGGACUAUGGCAACCAGUCGUCCUGCUCCAUCCUGUUUGUUUUCGACAAGCUGGUGAAGUCCAAGAAGGUGCACUGCGGUGAUCUCGGCCUCUUCGUCACCAUGGGGCCAGGCGCGGGUCUCGAGAUGUCCCUCUGGACGGCUGGCGAGCGGUUCCCUCCGAGCACCAAAAAAGCCACCGCAACGCUGCGGACCGGUGACGCCAGGCCUCGGAAGAUCCCCUACGGUUCCCUCUCUGCCCACGGGCUUCAGACGCACCACGAGAUCGCCUCCGGCUCCCCGGUGUGGCUCGCGCCAUCUGGCGAGCACGACCGGGACAGCGCCGACGAGGAGGAGGACAUCUUCAGAGAAGUGGAGCCCAUCGCGGAGGAGCCUGAAACUCCGCAGGACGAUAUCGCAAAAAUUGACGCCGAGUUGGUAGCACUCUCACAAAAGAUGAAGGAGCUUUACAAGAGGCGCCAGCUCUUGAGUGGUGCGCUGGAAAACAAAAACUGAUUUGACUGGUCUUUGUCCGGCAUGCAAUUGUUAUCCACACUAGGUGUCAAUCCGCGUUGGCUUCUUAACUCGUUCCUGGUUUUACUGUCCGCAUGGUAAGAUGUUUUGCUGACGCUUCUCAUACGAAGUCGCCGUGCUCUUGGAUGUCGUGCAUGGUUCGCUGUUUAAUGCCGGUAGAGUCGCAUGCAGCGAGAUAUGCGCGAUUGCUUCGGCGCGAGGCGAGGUCAUAAUGACCUGUCGUUUUCCGCCGACGUUGGGCACAUCGAUGAUUAGGGCGUGACCUUCUUUUCAUCGUCCUGAUCUUCCUCCUCAUCCUCGCUCCCCUUGGUGCGGACCCCCUCUUCCUGUUUCCUCUCUCCCCUCUGACGUACUAUCCUUCACCCUCCUCUGCGUUUUUGACGACACUUGUUCCGUCCCUUCGUAAGUGAGGGCCCAGGCAGGCACCAGCUGCAGAAGGCAGCCAGUAUCGCAUGCGCUCAGUGACGCCUUGUCUCUCCCGGUCAUCUGUCGAGAGAGAAC